Messenger RNA from Manihot esculenta (cassava), 1569 nucleotides. Its product is annotated as transcription factor MYB101. Bases 1 to 1569 code for a protein of 522 amino acids. The record is from RefSeq and is a predicted model, not a curated record. NCBI's taxonomy places the organism in Eukaryota, Viridiplantae, Streptophyta, Magnoliopsida, Malpighiales, Euphorbiaceae. The transcript is spliced from 3 exons.
AUGAUCAGCAACGGAGGAGCUGCCAAGGAGACCGGGCUCUCUGGUCAGAAAGCCACCAACCAAAGCCUCAAGAAGGGCCCUUGGACCGCCACAGAGGAUGCUGUCUUGAUAGACUACGUGAAGAAACAUGGAGAAGGGAACUGGAAUUCUGUGCAAAAGAAUUCUGGUUUGAUGAGGUGUGGUAAGAGUUGUAGGCUCAGAUGGGCAAACCAUCUGAGACCUAAUCUCAAGAAAGGUUCUUUUACUCCUGAGGAGGAGAGGAUCAUCAUCGAGCUUCACGCCAAGCUCGGUAACAAAUGGGCUCGCAUGGCCUCUCAGUUACCUGGAAGAACAGACAACGAGAUCAAGAAUUUCUGGAACACCAGAAUGAAGAGACGCCAGAGAGCUGGUUUGCCCAUUUACCCACAAGAAUUCCAAGAAGAAACCAUCCCAUUUCACAUAAAAAACCAGAUCCAGCACCAACACCAAGAACAAAACCACCCCAACGUCACCAACCCUUCCUCUUCUUCAUUCUCUUCCCUUUUUCCCUCACCUCGUAAGGCUUCCUAUAAUCCCUCCCUUACCCUUCUUGACCCAAUUAAUUUCUCGCCUGCAUUAGAUCCGUUGAACAACAAUCUCACUCGGUCAUUUUACUCCAACCCUGCUGUCCAAUUCAAGUCAUUUCCUGACAACAACGCCAGUAACUGUGGUUUAGCUUUGCCUUUGUCUUCAUAUGGGCGCUCGCCUUCUUCUAUAACUGGGUUUAAUCAAAACUUUCCAGCCCAAUCAAUCCCAAUGACACCUCCAUCGCUCCAUUACAGUACUUCAGAUUUUGAAACUAACAUGAGUUUUACUUCACUGAUAAUGGGAGCUCAGGUUGAACCAAAUGAACUUUUUCCUGGUUUGGGGUCCGAGAUUCCUUCCGACCAAACCCCACCUCGUCCGAAUACUCCUUUCUCAUCCAACACUAGCGGUGGCGUUUGUGUUCGAGAGGAAUCGAGUAAGAACACUGACAACGACAGUGAAACCGUCGUCCCAGAGAUGAUGCACGAUAAUAGGAAUAGUGGUUUGUUGGAUGCUUUGUUGCUUGAAUCUCAGAAUCUGUCUCGCAAAGAAGGAAAAUUGACUGGUGAGAAUUCGUUAGUAGCAACUGAUCAGAAAGGGAAAAGGGUGGUGGAUGAGUCUGCAGAGGAAGAGGAGGAGACGGAGAAGGAAGCUGCUAAGCGUGUUAAACUUUCGGCAAUGAACGGUAGUGAGAACUCUGGUGAAAACAACUGCUGUGAUGAUUUGAGCUCUUCUCAAUCAUCAAUAGGGGUGAAACCAAAUGAGGAACCAAUGGAUGAAAUGAAUUCCAUGGAUGAUGAUUUAUUGAGCUUGCUUGACAACUUUCCGACGACAACACCACUCCCAGAAUGGUACCGGAGUAGAAAUAUUGCCAGUGGAUUAUCAUCCAGCACAGUAGUUGAAGGUGGAGAAGUUGAAGCUGAGCAAGAAGCAUCACUGGCCGGUGGCGAAACCACAGAUGAGACACCAAACGUUGACUGGGCCUUUGGUUCCUCAUACUGGAAUAACAUGCCAGGCAUUUGCUGA